AUGGAACAGAACACGGCUGCAGCGCCUUUUCUCUCCAACCAUUCCGAUCGACGACCUCAGCAUCUCGCUAUCCCCGGAUCUGCCGACCACAACGCUUUGUUGAGCCAAUUCCAUGGUUUGAGCCUCGCUGGAAUGAGCAUGUCUGCCCCUCAGGCAGCAUCUGUUCCCAUGCAACCUCCUUACAUGGUCGCCCCCGAUGGGCUCAUCCUUGCCCCCAUGCAGGGUGCCCAGUCUUUGGCUAUGAAUCACCCUGGCGAGCCAAACUAUUCUGGCUAUCAGAUGAACGGAGGUUACGCCGGCCCAUACGCCCUUCCCGGAUCUCUCAUGCCUUUCACCCCAGCCCGUGCCAAUGCCGGUAAUCCUCGUGCUGACCGAACUCAGUCAGAAGUCCCUGGUUUAGAGAAUCGUCGCGGCUCUUACUCGACUACCGAGUCUGCUCCUGCUACGCCCUUCUACGGAAGCUGGCCUCCUCGCGAGCAUGGUCCCCGUGUCCACAGUGACCGAUCAGCUUAUACCACACCAUCACCUCACCAGCUCAUGGUUGCCCAUCACGCUGAGGCUGCGAACAAGCCAAAGCCUUCUCCGGCCUCUGAGCGUGUGCUAGACGAGCUCUUGGAAAAGAAUCCCCGAAUUCCUGGUGCAGUGCCUGCCGUCUUUACGCCUGCAGGUCACAUGAAGAGUCUUGAGCAGAGUCUUGAGAACCGCAUCCCUGGCAAUCGCAACGUCUACAUUCGAGGUCUUCACCCUACCACCGAUGAUGAGUUGCUAUUCCACUACGCUGCUCGAUUUGGCAAUGUUGAGACAUCAAAGGCUAUCAUCGACACGGCGACUGGUGCCUGCAAGGGAUUUGGGUUUGCCAAAUUUUACGACGUCUCUGAAUCCGAGAUGUGCAUUCGCGGAUUCCAUCGCCUUGGAUACGAAGUUGGUUUCGCUCGGGAGUCUUUCAACUCUCGUCUCAAGGCCGAGGGCGACGAACUGUCAACCAACCUCUACAUCUCCAACUUGCCCAAAUCCUUGACUGAAGUGGAACUCGGUCUUAUCUUCCAGGGAUACACUAUCCUGUCUAGCAAGAUACUUCGGGAUAGCAUGGGAAACAGCCGUGGUGUUGGCUUCGCUCGUUUCGAGAACCGUGACGUCUGCGAUGAUGUGGUCGAGAAGUUUCAUGGUCGGCCUGUUGGUGAGGAAGGCCUUCUCAUGAACAUCCGAUACGCGGACACUCCAGCGCAGAAGGAACUCAAGCGUGUCACGGCCGAACGCCGCCAAUUCCGAACUAACGAGUACAACAUCGGGGCCUACGGUACUCCUCUCGUCGGUUAUGGAGGCUCCAUGUUCCCCCACCACGCACAGAAUCGACGAGCGGCGAUUCCCAUUACGCGCCCUCCCAUGUCUCCGGAACUGACUGCUUCCGAUACCAACGAUGCGCAUCGACGUGCGGGACUUCAGCACCAAUCCUCUGGAACGGCCCCCAGCACACCCGCCGAUGAAGCAGUCGCCACGCCUACCUCAUCCGAGUGUGGUGAGAACACGACAGUCCACGCCGAGACCGUUGUCGUCGGUGCUACUUUUGACGCAUCUCCUUCCAUCAAGAAGGAAGUCAAGAAGGAUGCCUAG
Messenger RNA from Fusarium pseudograminearum CS3096, 1611 nucleotides. RefSeq lists its product as uncharacterized. Bases 1 to 1611 code for a protein of 536 amino acids. Gene Ontology annotation, molecular function: poly(A) binding; mRNA 3'-UTR binding; poly(U) RNA binding. Gene Ontology annotation, cellular component: ribonucleoprotein complex; nucleus; cytosol. The record is from RefSeq and is a predicted model, not a curated record. The transcript is spliced from 7 exons. NCBI's taxonomy places the organism in Eukaryota, Fungi, Ascomycota, Sordariomycetes, Hypocreales, Nectriaceae.